Molecule: messenger RNA, 6324 nt
Organism: Colius striatus (speckled mousebird)
Lineage: Eukaryota; Metazoa; Chordata; Aves; Coliiformes; Coliidae
Gene: CFAP74
Product: cilia and flagella associated protein 74
Exons: 41
Coding region: 900-6002 (1700 amino acids)
Source: RefSeq, a predicted model, not a curated record
CCCACCCCAGGGACCGCGGCCGUGCUCCCUCCUUCUCCGCGAAGCCGCCCAGGGCAGGUGACCCUCUGUCCAGGGCCCGCGUCUCCGGCCGUGGGCCCCGGCGGUUCCCGGCUACGCCUCCACGGCCUGAAGUUGCUCAAAGUCCCGUGAGGAAGUUUACUUCGACUUCGACUCCGUACCGGCAGGUCUCCGGGGAGGAUCGGCGGCAGCGAAGCCAGCGCGCGGCGGCAGAUGCCCUCAGCUCUCCCCUCAGCCGCGCUUCCCCCUCAGCCGCCACCCCCGUCACCCCCCGCUCCCGCCAGCUCCUGUGGCAACGGCGCCACCGCGCCGAACAUGGCGGACUAAGGAGGUUAGCGCCCACAGCCAAUAGAAUACCUCUUAUACUACCUGCCAGCCAAUAGCAAACUCCGACUCACCUGGAACCAAUCUCCAGAAAGGAUCCCGCCCACCCACGACCAAUCAUAGGCCGGGAACCGUUACCUGGGGAGUUGAACUGUCUUAGCCAAUCACAAGCGACGGCAGAAGCGGCGGAACACCUGCAGCCAAUCGGAGAAGCGAGCGGGCUGCUGCCGCCGCGCUCCGGGGUCGUGUCGCUGCCACGAUUCGUCUUGGCUGUCCUGUAGAGUUUCAGCCCUUUGCCAUGCCCGUCCGACUCCUCCGCGCUCCAAGACACGGUCGCGUCGUGGCAGAAGGAGGCCCGAGUCCUGAGCGGACAGGCGGACGCGACCGUUACCGCGCUCUAGGGGCUGCGAGCUCGUGCCUCUGCCCUUCUUAGGAGCCCUCACGAGGUGUCAGAGAAUUGCACUUUUUUCAUCUAAUAAACUGCUGUCCAUUGCUACACCCAGAUUUGAAGAGCUGACAGGCUCCUAAAGCCUGGUUGUUGUGAAAGAACUGUCGGUAUGGAAGAUAAUGAGAUUGGUUAUGGUAAGAAAGAAGAUCAAAAGUCUCUUCUGCCAUUUCUGGAAGAGGAAGAAAAAGAUGAAGAUGGUCAGUCCUCUAAUGUGGAAGAACAUUGGGAAGAAUACAAGCUUGAAGAAGAGCUGGCUGGUGGUAGCAAGAUGGGAAACAAGGAUGCUUCUGAAGGAGUUGGAGACAAAUGUGACCACAGCAUGAAAAGCUUGGAACACCAUGUGGGCAACGUUAGUAAUAUUCAGCCUGUGAAGUAUACAGAUAGAAUUUGCAUAUUAACCUUACAGAGGAAACUCAAAGAGAUCAAUGACAUAGCCAAAGAAAAGGAGCUUGUGGUCCAAGAAGCCAGAGACAAGCUGAGUACCUGUCAACUGCAGAUCAAGAUGCUAGCAAAGCAGCUGGAUUAUGUAGACAUUGAAAUAGAGAAAGAGGAGGCGGCUGGCAAUGUAGCAGCCUUGUCCCGCCUUCGGGCAAUGCACAGAAGACUGUGUGCUGAGCUGGAGAGAGAGAAGGAUUUUGAGUUGAAAAUUGCUUUGACACUAAAAGGAAACUUGCUUGAGAUGUGGCACGUAGAAACUGAGCAGGGAAAAUACAAAAUCCUCCAUGAACAACUUAAAAAAGCUGAGGAGGAGCUAGAGAUGCAAUACCAAGAACGAGCACAAGUGCGGAUUUGGAAGGAAAAAAUAGCAGCACUGCAAGCCAAAGAAAGUCGUCGGUCUAGAGAAAAAAAAGAAGAAGAAGCCAAGAAAGAAUAUGAAGAAAGGCAUAAAAGAAUACUUGAAGAUGCCAAAAGGAACCAUGAAAAAGCAGUGUAUUUCCUGAGAAAAAGCAUAGCAAGAAUUCAUGAAAAAAAUGCAAAGGAAGAAGUGAAAACUCAGGAGCAUAUGGAGAGAAGGAUACAAGCUGUGCUUUCCCUGAAAAACAGCAUAACUUCCAAUAGGGAAAAACUCCAAACUCUCCAGGUUUGGAACAAAGCAAAGGCCUUAAAGGCAAAGAAGCAGGAGAUGAAAAUGAGAGAAACUAUCCUAGCAGAAGGAGGCAAUGUUACCAAGGAAAUUUUGCUCCAUAAACGACUCCUAGAACAGGAAAAAGAGAAAGAAGCUUCUAGAGAACAGCAAAAGUCAAGAAAAAUUGAGAUUGUAUCUCGAAUUUUGCAAGAGAAAGAGUUUAUUCACAAGCAGAAGAAACGUCAGUCCCAAACCAAGGCAAUUAAGGGUGAUGCUAAACUUGAGGAUUCUUUGCUGUGGAGAAUGACAACAUGGCAAUAUAUUGAGAAGACCUGCACAAGCUUCAGCUGUGAUUCAGCUGAAGUAGUUUCACAGCCCUGGUCCCCAUCAGGCUGUUCCUCAGCUGGGGAGAGAACCGCUUCUGCACGAGAGGUUUCGGAAAAAAUACCCCAUGAUGUGUCCUGUGAAAGCAGCGAAGAUGAGAAAGAGAGGGAGGAGACCCUAGUAGAGUUCCCAGGACGCUGGAGCCAGGAACGUGACUUGCACAAGAUACCUGAAGAAGGAAUGGAUCAAAAGCAGCUAGCUACAAGGGUAGUGAAAAAAGAAACUCUUGAGAAAAAACUGGAGCAAUUCCAAACUGGGAUUUUUCACAAGCAAGUAGUACCUGGUCAUGAAUGUAAGAGAUGUACUUUCUAUCGUAAACCAAGCUGCAUUCAUUUCAAGGACUUUGAUGUUGGUCAAAUCUACAAAAAGAAGAUAGUUCUGAUAAAUGCAUCCUCCCGUGUUAAUUUCUGCAGACUAGUGGGAGUCAGCGAGUGGCUCAAGGAUGUCAUCAGUGUCCAUUUUGACCCACCUGGCAAAAUAUCUGCUGGAAUGUCCUGUGAAACAGUGGUAACAUUUAAGCCAGUGGUAAAUGAAACUCUGGAAGGAGAAGUCAUGUUUAUGGCACAGACAGGCCCUUUUUCUGUUCCUGUGAGGUGUACAGCCAAGAGAUGCAUUCUGGCACUAGAUAAAGAGCUCAUUGACUUUGGCAGCCAUGUGGUGGGAGAGACAAUUUCACGGACCAUCAAGCUGACAAACAGUGGAGCUUUGGGAACAAGAUUCAGAGUUCAGACGUCAUCAGGGGACAGCCCUACAUGCAGAGCAACAGCAGAAUCUUCUCCUGAAAGAAUGGUUACUCAACACUUCAGCAACUCUGUCCCUGAACAGAAAGUGAGUAAUACUCCUGUAACAUCUGUGGUUGAAAGGAAAGAACCAAUUUGUCCUGACCAUAGUGAAGAAGUGACCUCCUGUGUAGCCCAGGUGGAGCAGCAGAGAGCUGAGACAAACCUGAGCAGUAGUUCCACAGAACAAGUUGGUCAAGACUUACUAAAUUCCAGAUCAGACCUAGACACAGACAAGGCAUAUAAUUUAGUGGAACUUUCUUCUGAAAAAACACCAGUAGAAAUUCUGCUUGGAAAGGUUACUGAAGGUGAAAUUGGACCCUUCAGCUCAGUCAAACUUCCAGUUCUGUUUGUCCCAGCUGUCCCUGGGGAUGUGCAGGCAGAGUUUGUGAUCGUGUUUGACAACUCAGACUGCAAACCACUGUGCUUUAGUGCCAUUGGAGUUUCUAUUGAUGUGCCAGUUUGGGUGCCCAAUCCCAACAUUGACUUAAAGAUCUGUAUGUAUGACCAUCUGUACCAGGAUUGCAUUGUCAUUCAAAGCAGAGCAAAAGCCACGCUGCAUUUGAAGUUUGAAGUAUGCAAAGAAUUGAGUAAGCACAUGGAGCUCCUUCCAAAGACAGGUUACAUUCAAGCUCAGUCAUCCUUCAGUGUGCAGUUGAAGUUUCUGCCCAGGCCCUCUCUUCCUGAAGAUGCAGGGAGCUAUUUUAAUGAAGAGACCAGAGUUCUGGAAGUUCCAGUGACAAUCCUGAUUGUGGAUAAGGCUAAAAGAGUUAAUUUUACAGUCCAUGCAAUUGUUACUACCUCUGAUUUGGAAAUCAGUCCAGCACAAAUUGAUUUUGGACACUGCACCAUCUAUGAAGCUGUGCAGGCAAAUGUCACACUCACAAACAAAUCCAUCUUGCCACAAGAGUUUGGAUUUGUAGGACUUCCAGAGUUUGUUGAAAUUCAGCCUAAUGAUGGAUUUGGAAUUCUCCUUCCCCUUGAAAGCCUGACACUGGACAUAAUCUUUAAAGCUCCCAAGGCCAAAGAGUACAGCUUUGAGCUAACCUGCAAGUCAGCGGUUAAUAGACAAUUCAAGCUGUCAUGCAAAGCAGUUGGAGUCCACCCACCUCUUGAAUUGUCUCAUUCCUUAGUUCAGUUUGCUGCAACAGCUCUAAAUGGUGUGUCUACAGCAACACUGUAUGUGCUGAAUUCCCAUGUGAGUGUCAACCACUUUACUCACCCCGUCCCAAGAAUUGGCAAUGGGGAAGUUGCCCCUGUUGGACCCACUUCGUUUGAAUUCUGUGUGCCAGAAGGCUGCCCAGUGACAGUUACACCUUCUGUUGGAACUGUGUUGCCUGGGAAGAAAAGCUCAAUUCAAGUGUCCUUCAGACCAACACUGUCAGAUCAGCUAAUCAGAGAAGAGGCAGCUCGGAGGCUUUGCAGAGCAGCUGCAACAGGGGCAGAAAUACAAGAAAGGACAAAAGAUGAAACAAGAGAGGGAAAGAAAUUAAGAAUCCCCAUUAGCAGACAGCAGUCUUCCAGACAGCUCGAAAAGGAUGGAGACAGCAAAGACCUGACUGCUCUGGGUAGUUCUGAACAACCAGAAUCCCAAGAGUUAAAGCCUGAUUCUGAUGCUUAUAUGGCAGCCCAGGCUUUCCUGGUGAGGAAUUUCAGUGGGAGGUUUGAAAAAUACAUCAUCCCAUGCUUUGUUGCAAGCGGACACAUCGAUGAAAAGAAAGGCUCAGAAAGCCUCAGCUACAGCCCUUACAACACCUUGUAUUUGGAGCUCCACUGUCCAGCUGUAGCACCAGCUAUUGUGGUCACUUCAGAUGAUGGGAGAAACAGAGUCAAUUUUGGUGAUGUUGCAGUAGGCCACAGAAUGAUUCAGCAAAUUACAAUACAAAAUAUCUCCCCAGAGAAGCUGGAACUGGGAUUCUCAGUUCUGAAUCCCAAUGGUCCCUUCCUGUUGGUCAGAGCAGUUGGAGUGCUUGAGCCAGGUGAAAAUAAACCCCUGAUCAUCUCCUUUUGUCCACAUGAGAAUAAAUGGUUUUUUGAGAAGCUGGACAUCCAGACAGCAAAAAACAAUCUAACCCUAAGCAUCACUGGCCACGGGGUGGUGCCAUCAACUGUCUGCUCUGUGGAAGGAGUACUGGAUAUGGGACAUGUCGUAGCCAAAGAGGAAGUGACUUCCACGUUCAAGGUACAGAACACUUCCCCACUGGCCCUGCAAUACUCCAUACAACUGGAAUCACUUUCCCCAGCAACAGACAAAGAUCAGCAGAGACUUCCCUCCUUUCUUCCAUCCUUUUUGCAAAGAACAGAGAUUGUUGGAACACAGAACUCUAAUGGCUUGAGUGCAUUCAGUAUCUUUCCAACAGAAGGAGAAAUUGUUGCUGGGAAGAGUCAGGAUUUUGUUGUUACUUUCAGUCCUGAUCAUGAAAGUCAGAGCUAUGCUGCCUGCCUCAAGGUUGUGCUCUUUGGCAAGAGAAUUGCCCACGUGAUCCACCUGAAGGGUGCAGCAAGAGAUCACCCAAUGUUUGUGGAAGGGGGGAUUCCACUGGAUGUGCCCCUGGAGUCCUUGGCUGGAAUAUUGCCUCUGUCAUCACCAGAGGCACCAAAAGGAGAGCCACCAGAACCAGUGAAGACCAUUCUCCUCAGUCUGGAGUAUAUUGAGGAAGAGACUGCUCCAGUGCCAGCGCUGACAGAGCUGAGAGUUGGAGCUAUCCAGACAACUCGGUUUGCAUCUAAGAAGAAAGUGGAGUUCAGUGUGGACAACCUGCGGCUCUUGCAGCAGAAGGGAUUCAGCGUCGAACCUGCGAAGGGAAAAGUUGAGCGCGGCCAAGUCAAACGCAUCCGUGUUUCUUGGGUGCCGCCUGCUGACGGCCCGGCUGACGACCCUCAGCUUGUGUCAGCCCUCCUGACUGUGAAAGGUGACAUAAAGGAAUCUUACCGAGUCCUCUUCAUGGCCAGAGCUGUGUCUGCACACGCUGCCACCAAGUGAGGGAACCAAGCUGAAGGGAAAGGAAGGUGGAGGCAGAUCAUUGGAUCUCAGCUGAAACAUGGCAAGAUGGUUGCAAGUACGUGAGGGGAGCUGGGAAGCAGAAGGAAGGUGAUUGAAUAGCUCUGCUUUUCUCAAAGAAAAUUCCAUGUAAACUCUGGUUCCUCUGGAUUAAUUUACAAGCUGCCUCUGUGAUAAAAGCCUGUGGUAGAGUUAAGAAAUACUCAGAGGCUCAAGUAGAUAGACGUGUUGUUCAUCACAGUGUCCUCCAAAGGUGGCCAUUCCCUCAGCAGGAGCAAUCCUUUUACAUCUACGUGGGUGAGUU